Messenger RNA from Folsomia candida, 2241 nucleotides. RefSeq names its product translation initiation factor eIF-2B subunit epsilon (gene eIF2Bepsilon). NCBI's taxonomy places the organism in Eukaryota, Metazoa, Arthropoda, Collembola, Entomobryomorpha, Isotomidae. Gene Ontology annotation, molecular function: translation initiation factor binding; translation initiation factor activity; guanyl-nucleotide exchange factor activity. Bases 171 to 2153 code for a protein of 660 amino acids. The record is from RefSeq and is a predicted model, not a curated record. Gene Ontology annotation, cellular component: eukaryotic translation initiation factor 2B complex. The transcript is spliced from 11 exons.
UCUGCUCAAAAUGUCCCGUCUUGUGUAAGAUAUACAGAUAUACAUGACCCUUUUCUUUGUCAUUUUGCAAGAGGAAAUUGCUGCACAUGAUGCAUACAUCUUGUAAUUUACAACUUAAUAAUUAAGGACAGAUUAUUUCCGUUAUUUAAUUAAUCCCGUGAGGAAGGAAGAUGGCUCCAAAAGUUCAUAUACUUCGAGAGGAAAAGGAGGACAUAUUUCAAGCCGUGCUUCUUGCGGAUAAUUUCGGUUACUCAAUUUUUGGACCGCAAUGGGCAGAGAAGCGAUAUCCGAACAGAAAUAUUUUUGGUGAUGACGACGAUGAUGAUGACGACGACAGUGAAUAUGGUGACGAUAAACAAAAAGGCGAAAAGGAUAUUACUCAAGAAGAACCAGAAAUUGACCCCAAUUUGUCACAAGAGUGCCUGAUUCCACUGGGAAAUAGGAAGCUGUUGGACUAUUCGUUGGAAGCGCUGACGGUGUCGGGGGUCCAAGACAUUUUUAUUUAUUGCUCAAGCGGUGUGAAAGGAGGCACAGCUAUCAAGGAUCACAUAAGGAAUUCGAAAUGGAGUGAUCUGAACGUGAAAAUUAGUGUAAUUUCCUCCGAAGAUUGUGACUCGUUGGGGGACGCCCUGAGAGAUUUAGAUGCAAAGGGAAUGAUAAGAAAUGAUUUUAUUCUGAUGGCUGCUGGAGUUUUGACAAACAUUGCACUUAAACCGCUGCUUGAAGAUCAUAGAAAAAUUAUGAAGUUGGAUAAAGGAGCUGUAAUGACGCUGAUCCAUAGGAAAAUGCCUGUAGGUCACAGAUCUCGAUCAGUGAGGGAUAAUCAGUCCAUUCUCCUUGAUCACAAUACAGGGAAGGUGCUGGCUUAUUCGAAUAAAAUUCAAGACAAAGGAAUGAAAAUACCAACUGAAAAUCUGAAACGAGAAAUGGAGGUUAUUCUAAAUACUGUCGAUACUGGGAUCGCUGUUUGUUCUUCCAGCGUACUGCCAUUAUUCACAGACAAUUUUGAUUUUGUCAGUAUUCAAGAUUUUAUAAAGAAUAUUCUCAUGAACGAAGAAGUGAUGGGAAAUACAAUAUAUCUUCGACAAAUGAAGACUGGUUAUGCAAAUCGUAUUGUGGAUUUUGAUUCUUUUAUGGGUGUAAGUCUUGACGUGCUCGAACGAUGGAGUUAUCCACUUGUUCCCGAUAUGCCAUUUGGUUCCAACCCAGGGGAUCCCGUUUAUCAUAUGGGAGCUAAUUUUGUUUAUAAAGUGGCUAAUGUUAUAGCAUCCAGAGAUGCCAUUAUUGGACCUGUAGCCGUUGUUGGAUGUGAAACUACCGUGGGUAAAUGUGUUACCAUCCAGAAUAGCUCCAUAGGAAGACGAUGUUUUGUAGGCCAAAAUUCAGUAAUUACAAACGCACAAAUUGGGGAUGGAGUUACUAUUGAAGAUGGGUGCAAAAUAGACAGAUGCGUCAUAUUAGACGGGGCUUGUAUCACACUUGAUCGGAAUAUGCCUCCAAAUAGUUUAAUUGUCGGUGAUCGCACAUUUCAAAUUCAAAACAACCCAACCGAGGACGACGAAUCUGAUGAGGAUGAUGAUGAUUAUGCUGCAAAUGGAAAGGACAACAUGAUGUAUGGUGGACACCAAGAAGCAGAUUUUACAAGAUUUUCGGAAGAAGUAAUGGAGAGCUUGCAUCGUGGAUUCACUGACAAUGUCGCUCUGGAUAAUCUAUUUGUAGAAAUUCAAGGAUCCCGAACUGCCAACUUUAUGUAUUUUGAUCAUGCUACCGUGGCAGUCAUUAAAGGGAUAUUAGGCCUUGCUCCUAGAUUGUAUUCAGACUUUCUUGAAAGUUCUUUGGUUAUUCAAUGGAACAAAACCAAAGUUAUCGUUGUAAAAUAUACAGAACUUCUCAAACUUUACGUAAAAAAUUUAGCCGGUCAAGAGAGCUUGCUAAAAACAAUUGAGGAAUAUGCCAAUGACUGUCCUUACUUCCGUCCCAUGACUAUGCAAUUACUCCAUUACUAUUAUGACGAAGAUAUACUCAGCCAAGACGUAAUAUUCAAAUGGUACAAAAAAGAAUCCCUGUAUGAAGCAGGCGCAGAAAUACGCAACAAGGUGCAAAAAUUUAUUGAGUGGCUCGAAACCGCAUCCGAAGAAUCAGAAGAUGAGUAAUAUACUAUUUCGGACAAUGUGUUUCAAUGAAUUUUAAUGUUUAUAACAAAGUAAACAGACGAAUAUACAUUAAACUUUCAUAAAUGAG